Molecule: messenger RNA, 3687 nt
Organism: Etheostoma spectabile (orangethroat darter)
Lineage: Eukaryota; Metazoa; Chordata; Actinopteri; Perciformes; Percidae
Gene: st7l
Product: suppression of tumorigenicity 7 like
Exons: 15
Coding region: 43-1665 (540 amino acids)
Molecular function (GO): protein binding
Source: RefSeq, a predicted model, not a curated record
CUUAUAGAUCACGUGACUGUGUUUACAGGCAUCCGGAGAAACAUGGAGGACACCGCUGGCAGUAAUCCCCAAUCUCUCGGAUUUACAGAGAAAUUAAAGUCUUGGCUCUCUUGGUCAUGGACCUAUGUGUGCUUCAUUUGGUUCGGCAUGGUGCUGAUCAUGAUAUACGUCCUGUGGAGCCCGCUGAAACUGCAGGAAACUCUCACCUCAGCCUCAGUGUUUCUGAAUACACUGACCCCCAAAUUCUAUGUGGCUCUCACUGGAACCUCCUCUCUCAUCUCUGGACUCAUCCUUAUAUUUGAGUGGUGGUAUUUUCGUAAAUAUGGGACCUCAUUCAUUGAACAAGUAUCAGUGAGCCACCUGCGUCCUCUUCUGGGUGGAGUGGAGAGCAGCUCCACGACUGGUCUGUUUGCAUCAGUUAAUGGAGAGGCAGAGCCUAGGCCCAGUGUUUCAGAGUGUAAGGUCUGGAGGAAUCCUUUGAAUCUGUUCAGAGGAGCAGAAUACAACAGGUAUACCUGGGUAACAGGGAAGGAACCCUUAACAUACUAUGAUAUGAACCUGUCGGCUCAAGACCAUCAGACUUUCUUCACAGGAGACACUCCGCAGUUAAGACCAGAGGAUGCUGUGAUGCAGAAAGCCUGGAGAGAGAGAAAUCCUCAAGCCAGGAUCAGAGCAGCUUACCAGGCCAUAGAAAUGAACCAUGAAUGUGCUGCAGCCUAUGUGCUCUUAGCAGAGGAAGAAGCCACAACCAUCACAGAAGCUGAGCGCCUGUUCAAAAAAGCACUAAGUAUUGCAGGAAAAGAUAUCAACUUACUGGUGUACAUUAAACGCAGACUGGCAAUGUGUGCACGCAAGCUGGGACGGAUUAAAGAAGCGGUGAAAAUGAUGAGAGAUUUAAUGAAGGAGUUUCCACUUUUGGGAAUGUUAAAUAUACAUGAAAACCUCUUGGAGGCACUUCUAGAGCUUCAGGCAUAUGCUGAUGUCCAAGCAGUCCUUGCCAAAUAUGAUGACAUCAGCUUGCCGAAAUCCGCCACUAUAUGCUACACAUCUGCACUGUUAAAAGCACGGGCUGUAUCAGAUAAGUUCUCUCCAGAGGCAGCGUCUCGGAGAGGGCUAAGCACAGCAGAGAUGAAUGCUGUGGAGGCCAUACACAGAGCUGUUGAGUUCAAUCCACAUGUGCCAAAGUACUUAUUAGAGAUGAAGAGCCUGAUCCUCCCUCCAGAGCACAUCUUGAAGAGGGGUGACAGCGAGGCAGUGGCAUAUGCUUUCUUCCACCUGCAGCACUGGAAGAGGGCAGAAGGAGCCUUAAACCUACUACACUGCACCUGGGAGGGCACCUUUAGGAUAAUUCCCUACCCACUGGAGAAGGGUCACCUGUUUUACCCCUACCCAGGAUGCACAGAAACAGCAGAUAGGGAACUGCUGCCCUCUUUCCACGAGGUGUCUGUGUACCCAAAGAAAGAGCUUCCCUUCUUCAUCCUCUUCACAGCAGGCCUUUGCUCCUUCACUGCCAUGCUGGCCAUGCUCACACAUCAGUUCCCGGAGCUCAUGGGUGUUUUUGCCAAAGCAUUCUUCAGCACACUCUUUGCACCCCUGGGUUUCUUCGCAGACAAGAUGGAAAGCUUCAUGCCGUCCAGUUUUUGGCACCAGCUGACUCGAAUCUGACCCCAUCUCUCUCACACACACACACACACACACACACACACACACACACACACACACACACACACACACACACACACACAUACAUACACUCACGCACAGACACAAAUAUACACACACUCCAAACCCUCGGACAAAAAGUGUUUGCUCUCCUGUCUUCAGCAUUACUGUCCACUUGCUGCAUUGUCACUGAUUAUGUUGGCUGAGGUUGUAUCAACAUGGCAAUAUCACUCUAAAGAUGCUCUCCCACACUGUUCCAACAGCCACAGUUUUUCCAAGAGCACAUUUAGUGAAUACCAUUUGCAAUGAUUACACAGGGUCGUUCAUUAGCCAUGAUGUUAGCACUGGGCAAAUUCAAGUUUUUGUGUAUCCCACAAAGCGUUGCUGCAUAUAUUUGGUGCAAAAAUCUAAUUAGGAAUUCAAUAGAGGCACUUCUCUGCUCCAUCACAAUAAUAAAGUCAAUUAAAUCAUGAAAAAAGCAUGUUUUUAACACAUCUCUGACUACUGUCAGAUGAGUUAUAAACAGAAAAGACAAACAACAAUGUACGUUAUGUACAUUAAGGAUGUUUAUUAGAAUGUGUUCACUGAUAUAACCCUGUUUAUUUAUUUAUUAGUAUCACAAAAGAUACUAUUGGGUAUUUGGGAUGGGAACCUAUGUGACCUAUAUCAACCUUUUAAGUGUCCCGCAGACAUCCAGUGGGGAAGAUUUAAACAUCUGUGGGAAAAGGGGAAAAAAGCUGUGAUUUACAGCUUCAAAGUGCCUGCAGUGUAUACAACGCCUCUGCAGUUUCACAGUUGUUACUAUGGCAUGACACCCCAGCACUACAUCACUGGGGCAACCGCCACCCUUGCAACAUCCAAAUGUAAAUGGCAUCAUCACUGGUCACAGUUAGGCCUGUCAUGGCGUCACUCAUUUCUGCUGAUUGCACCACAGUGUGUCAAACACCAAACAAAAAUGAAAGAGGCAGACAUUGCCAUAGUCAUGCAGAGAAUUAACCGGCACAGGCAACCUAACAAUAGCUGUAAUACAUGAUGUUACAGUAGUUCUAAAUAAACAGACAAGCCCACAGAGAAGCAUUUGGUAAUAGGGGACAAAAGGUACAGACGCACACAGACAUAAUGUACAAAGCAAGCUAUUAUUUUACUCCGUAUGUACAAAAUCACUUGCUUUGCCUUUGACUGUGUCUGUUCAUUGUGUUGAUUCUUCUAUAACUGGUUUAGUUCUGACAUUUUUUUUUCUCCCUCAUCUCUGUUUCAUCAAACUAAAGAUGCCAGCUUCAGCUCGUUGUAAAGUUUAAUGUAAAAACUAACCGGUAAUGUAAUAACCUGUCCGAAACAAAUGUGCCUGGUUCUAAAUCGUAAAAAAGCCUGUACAUGUGAUAUAUAAUCCUAUUAUCGGUGUAAAACGUUAUGAUUGACACAUAACAACACUUAGUUGUUGAUGAUGAGAACAUAAUGCAACAUCAUCCAACAUUUUAUUAUAUUAAUAGGUUUACUUAAUUUUAAACCACUCAAACCGUAAUUGUUGACUUUAUUUUGUCAAUUGGCUACUACAACAACAUCUACUUUACACCAAAAUCUACUGUAAAAAACGACUCUUCACUCUACUUUUAAUAAUAAAAUGUGAUAAUGAAGUGCCUUUUAGUACAUCACAAUAGUUAAACAAACCAAUUUGGAAUUUACUGCACCUACAGUAUUAAUGUCAGGUUUAGUGGCAACUCUGUUCAGCUUUGAUGGAUUCAAUUAAAUACACAGACACCUUCAGAAACUGUAAUUUAUAACAGAACUGUUGAUGUUUUAUUAUAUUUUUAAUAACCCCGGGCUACUCUUCAGAUUCAGUUUUGCAUCUCACUUCAUGGUCUGUAAUAAGUCUGUUUCAAUUUCUGACACUUGAAAUGUGAAAUUUUAAAGUGCGCAAACAAAAUAUAAAGGGUACAUGCUGAAGACAGAAGACUGUUUAAAAUAUUGUAACUACCCUUGGAUGAAUUUGAAGGCAAAACUUACAAUAAAUGUCUUUCAGUGCAA